This is a messenger RNA of Neltuma alba, 249 nucleotides long. RefSeq names its product mini zinc finger protein 2-like. Gene Ontology annotation, molecular function: transcription cis-regulatory region binding; DNA-binding transcription factor activity. The transcript has a single exon. Gene Ontology annotation, cellular component: nucleus. Gene Ontology annotation, biological process: regulation of DNA-templated transcription; regulation of developmental process. Bases 25 to 249 code for a protein of 74 amino acids. Lineage: Eukaryota; Viridiplantae; Streptophyta; Magnoliopsida; Fabales; Fabaceae. The record is from RefSeq and is a predicted model, not a curated record.
AUAUUGAACUGAGAGAGAAAGAAGAUGAAGAAGGUGGUAACAAGAGUUAACAACACAGUGGUCCGAAACGUUCGAUAUGGUGAAUGUCAGAAGAAUCAUGCAGCUUCCACGGGAGGCUAUGCUGUGGAUGGUUGCAGAGAGUUCAUGGCUAGCUCCGGGGAAGGCACAAGCGACGCUCUCACUUGUGCGGCUUGCGGCUGCCACCGCAAUUUCCACAAAAGACAUGAGCAAGUCGAGAGUCGUGAGUGA